Molecule: messenger RNA, 997 nt
Organism: Paramecium primaurelia
Lineage: Eukaryota; Ciliophora; Oligohymenophorea; Peniculida; Parameciidae
Source: the annotation of a GenBank genome assembly
AUGAUUACUAAUUUCAAAGAAUUUGUCAACAAUUCUUAACCUAUCAUAGAUGCUCUUAGAGAUCUCAACAUAUUUGAUACUGACAAUGAAUUCUAAUCCUAAUAAUAAAUUUCUAUUCGUCUUAAGUCCUUCUUUGAAAACUCAUAAACUAAAGUACAUUAAUGCAUUCAUAUUUCUAGAAAUAAUUCUUAAAGUCUUUAUUUAAAAUCUUUGAAAAAGAAUCUUAAAAAGAUGGGAACUUAUAAGUAAAAUUAAAACUUCUACUUUUACUUCAUCUAAUUUUAAGUUCACAAGUAGCUCGAGCUGAAUUAUCUAAAAUUUUAAUAUCAAAACAAAUUAAUAUUCAAAUCAACAAUACUACUUUAGGAAAAGUCUGUCAACAAUACUAUUUUUAUCUUUAUAAGCUAGCUUCUCAAACAACAUUUAUUAAUGAAGACGUAAUCAAUGGCGAUUUAUUAAUUUAUUUCACAUUAUCAAAUUAAUGCAAUUUAGGAAUAAGCAUUUAAUCCUAAAUUGAAAUUGUAGAGUCAUUCUAAUCUAAUAUAUUAUUAGCCAAUACUGUUAAAUUCAUAUAUUAUGAUUUGUAAGAUAUUGCUAUCUUUAUAAUGAAAGAUGUCAAGUAAUUAAUUGAAAAUUAAUAUGACUCUAAAUAGAACAAAUUAUAAAUCCUAGAAUUAUAUAAAGAAGUAAAAAUGAUAUUUUAUUAUUAUAGUGUUAAGUACUAUAAGAAAAAAUGCUUUGUUUUUAUAGAUUUAAUCGUCACUUUUCACACUUUUCUCAAAUCAUGCCACCUUUUUCAUUAGUUAUUGAUCAACAUUAUCUUAAAGACUUACAAAACAAUACACCAAAAAGACACUCUUUAAAAAAUUUGAAUAAAGUGAAUUAAGAACAUGUUAAAUUUUAACCCUAGACUUCCAAAUAGAAAUAAAUGAUAAAAUUUGAUUUUGUAGAUAAGAGACAACAAUAAGAAUCUCCACACUUUUCAUUUUCAAAUUGA